Messenger RNA from Canis lupus familiaris (dog), 2141 nucleotides. It is a transcript of the gene FLACC1, whose product is annotated as flagellum associated containing coiled-coil domains 1. The transcript has 17 exons. Bases 616 to 1914 code for a protein of 432 amino acids. Lineage: Eukaryota; Metazoa; Chordata; Mammalia; Carnivora; Canidae. Gene Ontology annotation, cellular component: cytoplasm; outer dense fiber; sperm fibrous sheath. The record is from RefSeq and is a predicted model, not a curated record.
UAAAAGAAACAAACCUUCUGCCUGCUAUCUCCCAACGACAAACCUCAAACUCAAGGCCCAGGUCAAGAGAGUCUGAAUGGAAGGUUGACUUUCUCUUUUAGUUUGACUUUCACUGCAAUAUCGAAAGACUCAAACUAGACUGACCUUAGAAGGGAAAUUUGCCCUACACAUACUGUGGAUUUUCUGCUUUGGCAUUUCAGUCACUUGAAUGACCACUAAAGUCUCGAGUUCUGGAACCUCCAGAUUUGAUCUAAAAUGAAUGCUAUUUUAUGUUGAUGAGAAACUGUUUUUCUAUAAAAUUGGGGUGUCUUUAAGACUCUUGACUUGGAAAAGAACUACACGGGAGAAACAAAUCUUUGAGCAGUCCAAGAUCUGCCAGAGGCCUGUCGAUAUUAUCCAAUAAUCCACUAAUUCCAAGUCCUGAGUCUUUGGGCGCCUUUGAUGUGGGAAUUGGCCCCUUCUGCUCUGUACCCACUUUGCAGGCAAUUCUCUGCAACACCAGUUGGGAAUCCUAUAAUUUGCCUCAAUUCUGACACUGUCUACCUGGAGAUAUUACCAGAUCCCACAGCAAGAGCCUCGUGAUCUAGUGGCCAAGACUGCCACUGACCUCUUACCAUGUACCCGAACCCUCUCAUCUACUGCACCUGCUGGGACCCCUGGAACUUGGGACCACGGAAGUUAAUCAAGACACCUCAGCCACCAAGCAAGACCCCAACAGGGAAGCCCAAGCUAACUCCUCUUCCUCCAGCUGCCAAAAACCAAAAGUAUGUCCAACCAAUAACAAAACCUGUUGUUGCCCCAAAAGUAAAAGUCCAGUUAGGAAAACAAGAGGAGAGCAAUAAAUUACCUUAUGAAGUGAUAAAUGUGUCACCUGGCUAUCGCCUCAUUCGAAAUAGGGAGCAGAUUUUCGUCACCUUGGGAGAUGAAAUGUUUGAUAAGAAAAAGCGGUCACAAUCAGACAUCAUGAACAGAUUCAAAGUGUCCAGGACUGAUAUCAUUACUGACCUAGAAGAUCAGAUCUCAGAGCUGACAGUGAUCAUUGAGCAAAUGAACAGAGACCAUCAUUCUGCCCAGAAAUUGCUCUCCAAUGAAAUGGCUCUCCGCUGUGCUGAGAUGCAGCAGAACUUUGAAAACAAGAACAGGGAGCUCAAAGAGGCUCACGAAGCAGAGCUCAGUCAGUUGGAAAACAACUACAAAGCAGUGUUGAAGGCAGAGAAGCUGGCUGCUCAAGAAAAACUAGAUGAGAUGGUAAAGGAAUAUAAGUAUCUGAAGAAUAUGUUUCAUAUGUAUCAGGUGAGAUUCAGAGCUCCUUGGUGGAUUAUGAGAGUAAGAGAGGAUAGCAUUCAUGAUGAAAUGGAGGACAAGUGGUCAAAGAAGAAGGCAAAAUGGGAGGAGGAGGAGAAGUUGGAGCGGGAAAAGAUCCUGCUACAGCAAAAACAGAAUAUAACAAAAAAGUUUGAGUUAGAGUCAAUAGAAGUAAAGAAGAAAAUAAAUGACUCGUACAGUGCCGUCUUCGAGAACUUCAGUCGAGAGAAAGAGGAGCUAUUGAAACAACAUGAAAAAGACACCAUAGAAUUAGAGGAGCUGAAAAAGACCAAACAGGUCAUGGAGGAAGAAUUGAAUACACAAGCUGUUAUCCUAGAAACACUUAACACGACCCUCUACCAAACCCAGAUGGAACUCCAGAGAGAGAAAGCUACAGUGGGAAAUCUGGAGAAAAUGCUCCAGAUCAAGAUUUCUGAAGCUGAAGAAAAGUUUAAAUAUACCAUACAGCUUCUGACAGAAGAAAACAUUCAUCUAAGGAGGAAAAUAAUUGCCAAAAAUGAAGAAAUUUAUGAAGAACGAUCUGGGAGGUCAACCUUUAGUUAUGAAGAUUAUUCUAAUACUUUAGAAGAUUAUAGCAAUGAAAAAUAAGAAUUAUGAGCAGAAAAAUUGUUAGCCAGGGCAAAAGAUGGUAGGAACACCAUCUCUGUAGGCUUAGAGAAUUCUUGUGAGAUUUUCUUGAUAAAUGUGUAUUAUGGGUUUAGUUCCGGGGUUGCCUUGGUUCUACUUUUGUCUUUUCACAAUUUGCUUUCUUCUAAGUGGUUGGGAAUGUUUGAAUUCUCAUCUCAAUUAUACAGAGUUUCAAGACUUCAUUGAAA